Drosophila ananassae is the source of this 517-nucleotide messenger RNA. RefSeq lists its product as uncharacterized. NCBI's taxonomy places the organism in Eukaryota, Metazoa, Arthropoda, Insecta, Diptera, Drosophilidae. The transcript has 2 exons. The record is from RefSeq and is a predicted model, not a curated record. The coding region runs from base 108 to 257 and encodes 49 amino acids.
UGUAUUUUUGAUAAAAAAUACCAUAAUUGUAAGAAUUCUGAGCGCAGCACAACGUGGUUCUUGUAAAUAAAUAUAAAAAUACAUAAAAUUCCAUAUAAAUAAACAAGAUGUUCCGCCUGCAACAAUCCCAACCUGACCCAGCGGAGGAGCAAAAGCGAGUGGCCGCCGAAGUGCGCUUCAACUUCAUCCUGUUCGGCACAAUCUGCGCUGCCAUCAGACUGGCUCCCGUAGUGCUGCAGCAUUUGAAUACGUCCUAGGAUUAAAGUCAUUAUCAAUCAAUGGAAACUUAGAAGUUAAUGAGAGCUAUCAAUUAUUUAGUUGUUCAAGAAAUUUAGUCAAGAUCCUAGCAACUGACACACAAAUUGCAUUUAUCCGAAGGCACUUUGACUAAUUUUAAAAUCAUGUUUAACUCGAGGCAUUUGAAGUGUUUUAAACAUUAUUGAAGAUCUUAAAAACUAUCAAAAAUGAACCUGUUAACAAUAUGUUGAAAAUGAAAUAAAGGUCAAGAUUUAAACAA